This is a messenger RNA of Pygocentrus nattereri (red-bellied piranha), 2153 nucleotides long. Its product is annotated as ubiquitin-conjugating enzyme E2 D2. The record is from RefSeq and is a predicted model, not a curated record. Gene Ontology annotation, biological process: ubiquitin-dependent protein catabolic process; protein polyubiquitination. Bases 770 to 1102 code for a protein of 110 amino acids. Gene Ontology annotation, molecular function: ubiquitin conjugating enzyme activity. Gene Ontology annotation, cellular component: nucleus. The transcript has 8 exons. Lineage: Eukaryota; Metazoa; Chordata; Actinopteri; Characiformes; Serrasalmidae.
AUUAUUAUUAUUAUUAUCAUCAUCAUCAUCAUUAUUUACCUAUAUGGUAAAUUAUUUAAGGAAACUCAGAGCAGAGCAGACGGUCUCAUCUCAACGAUGAACGGCAGCUGUCAGUCAACAUGUGUUCAGCACCACGGACAGCGAACUCAAUCAACUCCACCAAUACAGAAUAACAAUGAAAAAAAAGACAAACAUGCUGAAAACCGUCAAAUUCCAAUUUCCAACUCGGACACUUCUCAAAACAUAAUAUAAAGAUGCAAUAAUUUAUUAAUGUUAAACAGAUAAAACCGCGAGGCCUGUUCGGUAAAGUGCUCUAAAGCACUGCACCCCUGUUCUCAUUAUGCUACAGUAUUUUGUAACGCGCCAUCAUUUCAGUCGGGAUCGGUGAAAAGGGGACUUUUGCUUUGAAGCGCUCAUUUUGGCGGCCAUUGCCGUCCGCCUUCACACCGUGAGGAGAGGAGGACCGUGCUAGGAGUAAUAUCACCUGUACACCCUCAUACAGGGCUGAUCCGAGACAUCUGGUUCUUAAAUCAGAUGCAUCCUUGACUGUUUUUAUGUGUUAAGUGACAGUGAUCUCAAAAUCAGACCAUAAUCCAGGGGCGCGCGCACGAUGGCUCUAAAAAGGAUAUACAAGGAGCUGAAUGAUUUUGCUCGAGACCCUCCAGCUCAGUGCUCUGCCGGUCCUGUGGGAGAUGACAAGUGAGAGGCAUGCUGUUUAUGGCAUCAGCAGCACUGCAGCAGAUAUGUGUUUCACUGGCAAGCGACUAUAAUGGGGCCUAAUGACAGUCCCUAUCAAAGUGGUGUGUUCUUCUUGACUGUGCACUUCCCUGCGGAUUAUCCUUUCAAACCACCAAAGGUUGCAUUCACCACACGAAUUUAUCACCCAAACAUCAACAGUAAUGGCAGUAUCUGCUUGGACAUAUUAAGGUCGCAGUGGUCACCAGCUCUCACCAUAUCUAAAGUGCUUCUGUCCAUCUGCUCCCUGCUGUGUGAUCCCAACCCAGAUGACCCUCUAGUGCCUGAGAUCGCUCGCAUCUACAAAGCAGACCGCGGCAAGUACAACAGAAUAGCCAGAGAGUGGACGCAAAAGUAUGCUAUGUAGUUGGAGAUGGACAGUGGAGAAUUGCGCUCUGGUCCAGUAACACAGAGAAGGAAGAGAUGCAAAAGACACAUCUCAUUGGUUUCCAUUUGGGUGCUUUUUUGAGCUGCACCCACUACCAGUUUGCACACUGCAUCCAAUUCACUUUCUUGACCGUUCACUUUUUUUAGCUGUCAUUUUAUACGUGCAGUAUUAUUGAAUGUUGGAAGAAGCUGCUCUUUUGAAGCUCCACAACCCAUAGAACAAAAUUGUCACCUGCAGUCUGUAUCAAUUUGGAGCAAUUCGAGAGGAAUCUUUCUCAGUUUUUGUUAUUUUUAAACUUAUUUCUGGCUUUUUGUCUGUUGUCUGAGAUUUUUUUGUUUGUUGACUUCUUUUUACUGUAUUCUUUUCCAGACUUCAGAGCGUGGAGGAGAACUUUGUUUUAUUCAUUCUACUUGCAUUCUGUCCAAGCACCACCUACUUGAGCUCCCAGUGAGCUAACAAUGGUCAUACUUCAUUACUUCAUCAUGCAUCACCAGUGUCACUGAUAUACCAGUAGUCCAUCCAGCCUUUAUUUAAACAGUGAGUUGCCUCCAGCCAUUACUGAGGUGCCUCCAGCCAUUAUUUUCCUCACCUCUGGAGUGACUGACUUAUGGAUAUCUACUGCAUUGCCUUGGGAACUGAUAGAGCUUAUGUGCAGGCUGUGUAAUAAAUUGAUUGUAACAAUACUUUAUGUAACAAUCUUUAAUGCACAGUAUUUAUAUUAUCCUCUUCAAUGUGAAUUCCAUUGAUUGCUCAAAAUAUUUACAAGAUCCAGUCAGAUGUAAUCAUAGUCAUUCAGCGUGGUUUGAUGUGAAAGGCUGCACUUGAAAGAAGCUUACCAACUUUCUGUUGUUCGUUAAAAUGGUGGUAGCCUGGUUAUGAUGUCUGCAGCAAAAAUAUAGCCAUAAUUUUACCAAAAUGACCAGAGAACCUGCACAUGUCUUCUAAAAUUUCAUGUGAUAUGGAUAAUGGUAAAAAAGUGGUGAAUCUGAAAAAAUAAAGUUUUAUUUGGGUAUUAUGUUGCCUUACAGCA